AACAUAUAGGCCCGCGGAGCGGAAAGAGUUAUAUGGUAGGUACGGCUCCAGAAGUAUUCCGUGAUACUCGGAGCGAAAGAGUCGGUGGUCGGUGGCAUAUUUGGAUGAUUCUCAACUUCUCAAGCAAACUGUCCGUAAUACCACUUCUUACAGGUUUUAUCCAGCUACUUUUGAGGUGAUCGACUGGCUUGGCUCAUACUUUGUGUCAAUGCAAGUAGCCGAAAAAGCGUUGACCUACUUUCAAGGAGCAGUCGAAUUAGCUCCCUAUCAGCCGAGAUGGCGGCUACUCAUGGCUGCGUGCCUGAGGAGGAUUGGUCAGUUUCAUAAAGCUUUGACUGAGUAUGAAGAUAUACAUCAGCACUUUCCAGACAAUAUUGAGUGCUUAAAGUUUUUAGUCAAGUUAUGCUGCGAUAUGGGACUCAAAGAGGCUCAAGGCUAUACCAUUGAGUUGCGAAAACUUGAAAAGGCACAUGAAAACCGUGAGCGACAUGGCUCUGCAGGACUAGGAACAACCAGUUCAAAAAGUAGUAGAACUUCAUUCAGAAGUGGAUCAGGCUUAAGUCUUUUGGAACAACAAGAAAGUCCUCUGAAGGAAGACAACUUACACAGUCGAGAUAUGCAUACUGAUUAUAAAAUAGUGAAAGCAGAUUCAACUGAAUUUGUUAUAGAUUUUAACUCACAAAAAAUAAAUUAUGCAGAUCCUGUUGGUCCACUUCCGAUUCGUCCUAUGACAGCUACAGGUAAAAGAGAUGAUGAGUUCGACAAUGAAGAGCUUGGAGCAGAUCUGUUACCUGAAUGAAAUCAUGCAUAUCAUAUUAUCUCGUAAUUUUUUAAGUUGAGAAUCACUAAUUUGGACUUCUUUUAUGCUGGAUUCUCAAAAUGUAUGAUAAUUUACAACACUAAUAAACUUAUGAUAUAAUUAUAUUUUUUAAGUUACAGUAUUUAAAAAUGCGAACUUUGUUAAUAACCGUCAUUGUUUUCUCUGAUAAAACUGUAAUGAUUCUGAGUUAAAAGAUUUACUACGACAAAUUGAAGAAAAGAUUACAAUUUACAGUUCCCUAUCUGACUUAAUGUCAUUCUUUAUAAUGAUAAAUUAGUAACAUUGCUUGUGUUACUUUAAAGCUGUAAGAAUUAAACAAAUAACAUAUCCUUA
Molecule: messenger RNA, 1153 nt
Organism: Copidosoma floridanum
Lineage: Eukaryota; Metazoa; Arthropoda; Insecta; Hymenoptera; Encyrtidae
Gene: nompB
Product: intraflagellar transport protein 88-like protein nompB
Biological process (GO): non-motile cilium assembly; intraciliary transport
Cellular component (GO): centriole; ciliary basal body; non-motile cilium
Molecular function (GO): kinesin binding
Source: RefSeq, a predicted model, not a curated record